This is a messenger RNA of Pungitius pungitius (ninespine stickleback), 2265 nucleotides long. RefSeq names its product sialic acid-binding Ig-like lectin 13. NCBI's taxonomy places the organism in Eukaryota, Metazoa, Chordata, Actinopteri, Perciformes, Gasterosteidae. The transcript is spliced from 6 exons. The record is from RefSeq and is a predicted model, not a curated record. Bases 148 to 1407 code for a protein of 419 amino acids.
UCAGAGACGAGAUCAGCGUGGUGAGAAGAGAGCAGCAGAACCAGACCAAGAGACGUGAAACAAGCGGCACCGUACUUUAAUGAGCACAUUUAAACGUUUGUUCUUGUUAAAGGAAAAGAGACUGACUGUCUCCAUCGUCCAAUCAGGAUGUUUGUUCUCAUCUGUGCGACUCUGCUCUUCUCUGUGAGACGCAUCACUGCUGCCACAGAUGGAUCAGUAACCUGGUGUUCUCUUAGUGAUAACUGUAUCACCGUAAGAAAAGGUGAUAUAGUUGCACAGGCUGGACUCUGUGUGGUCAUACCGUGUUCUUUCACCACUGCUCCUAGUUUUACAACCACACAUCUGGAGUGGUACAAAUGUGGACCAUCAAAUCAACCAUGUGUGGAUUCAAAGAUGAUAUUCAACUCUGACAAGAGCAGCAAGGACGUUCAGGCUGGGUUUAUGGGACGAGUUUCACUGCUGGAGCCUUAUGAAGGUCUGAAUAACUGCAGCAUCAUCAUCAAUGACCUCACUGAGUCAGACUCUGGAUCAUAUCGGCUCAGAGUUAAGGAUGUAAAAGAUCGGAGUGUAAAUGGAAUGACAUUCCAGCAAAAAGUCAACAUCUCUGUUAAAGGUCUGACCCAGAAGCCCACAGUGAGGAUUCCUCCUCUGACAGAGGGGCAGCAGAACACACUGAGCUGCACUGCUCCUGCUCUCUGCUCUGGAUCGGAUCCUGAGAUCACCUGGACGUGGAGAGGAGCAGGAGAGAAGGACUCUCCCAUCACAGGAAGCAUCACUGCUGUGAAGACCGAGAACCUGACUUCUGUCACACGGAGACGCAGCUCUACUUUCACCUUUAACCCUUCAGCUGAACACCACGGCACCAAUGUGACCUGUAAGGUCAGCUUCACCAACAACAUCACUACAGAGGAGACGGUGAUGGUGACCUAUAUGAAGAAACCUUUGAUCAGCGGAAACACAGCGGUUAAAGAAGGAGAUGUUCUCAAUCUGACCUGCAGUGCAGAUUGUUUCCCUCCAUCUCAUGUCACAUGGACUAAACUGAUUUUCAACGAACACCUGCCAAUCAAAAAUGUCCUGCAGGACGUCAGUGGAACAGCAACUGUUCUCAUCCCUAAUGUGACAGCAGAGUAUUCUGGUCAGUACGUCUGUACAGCGGAGCAAUGGAUCACUAAUGUGACUACAGCUGCUGAAGUAACCGUGACGUAUCUACAUGGACCAUGUGCAGAGCUUCCCUGGAUGGUGAUCGCUGUCAUUUCUCUCAUUGUGAACAUCAUCAUGAUCCUCUUGAUGUUUCUUUGGAACACGAGGAAAAAAGUGAAGCCAAACCAAGAGGACAGAACUUACAUGUCACUGAAGAAAACCGACCAAUCCUCAGAGUAUGAUGUCAUCGCUCGACCUCUGAACUAAGAAGCCUCAGCUUCCACUGAGGGAUCAACAAGAUGGUUCUUCCAUUCCUCCCUUCAACGUGUCUGAAGGUUCAUGAAUAUGGUUCCUAGACUUCUUUUAACUUUACUGUAACCUGUAUCCCACUUUGGACAGUGUUAUUAUUUUAUUGGUUUACAUUUCACGAACCAAUGAGCAUUUAAAUUGCAGCGAUGUUUAUAAGAUAAUAAAGAUUUGUUUUACCUAAUACAACUACUAUUUCUGCUAUUUAGAACUUUGAAUAUUUUUUCCAAAUGAUAUUGAACUUAAGGUAUUAGAGUAAAUGGCACAUUUGUUACUUAUAAAAACAUAAAGAGCCUAUAAAACAGUUAAUAUUAAAGUACUAUUAUAACACAUGACUAUAAAUAAUCGUUGUUCAAACAUUGUAGUUUCUGGUUUUCCUUAAUUGGCGAGUUGAUUGAUCAUGUCAGUGGAAGUGCUUUUCAAACUUAGAACUUGAAUUUAAUUUUGACCACAUGUUUGAUUUCUGUUGUCAUUUACUUUAAAUCAUGACCAAUACAACAUUAAUUAACUUUAGAGAUGUUUGGGUAUCAAUGUUUAAAUGGCCUACAAAUAAGGUGAUCAGAAUUGGUGAUUAUCUCUGCUUUAAUCUAUUUUUUGAAAAGUACGCCUGCAUGUUGCUUCUAUAUGUUUAGUUGCUAUUUAAAUCCUAAAAAUACAAAUUUAUUUUUAAUUGCUGGUUUAUUUUGAUGUAUAUCUACUUUCUUAAAGCCUUUCACUGUUCUAGUACAUUACUAUUAUAUAAUAGUAUUUAUUUGUCUCUUUUCUACAUGUUUUUCACAUAAACCUGUCCCUGCUUUUAAUAAUAAACAAUGUUAGCUU